Molecule: messenger RNA, 934 nt
Organism: Desarmillaria tabescens
Lineage: Eukaryota; Fungi; Basidiomycota; Agaricomycetes; Agaricales; Physalacriaceae
Product: beta-lactamase-like protein
Exons: 6
Coding region: 6-815 (269 amino acids)
Molecular function (GO): hydroxyacylglutathione hydrolase activity
Source: RefSeq, a predicted model, not a curated record
GACACAUGCAAGCUUUGCGCCGGCUCUCCAUCAUCGCCCAGACGCCCUUCAUGAAGAUCGUUCCCGUCCCUGUCCGACAGGACAACUACAGCUACCUACUCAUUGACGAGCCUUCGAAAACUGCCGCCGCCGUCGACCCAUACGAUGUCGGCAAGGUCGUGUCUGCAGCAGAGACUCUAGGCGUGGAAAUCGUCGCAGGUAUUACGACACAUCAUCACUUUGAUCACAGCGGAGGCAAUGAGAACUUUGCCGCGACCUUUCCAGAUGCACCCAUCUAUGGUGGUAGUGAAAAGGUUCCUGCUUUGACGAAACUCGUCAAGGACAACGAUGAAUUCACGCUGGGAGAUAUCCAUGUCAAAUGCCUUGCUACUCCGUGUCAUACCCAGGACUCUAUCUGCUACUACGUAACCGAUACAGUUAACAAACUGCACCCUGGUGGUGUGUUCACGGGAGACACGCUCUUUAUCGGUGGUUGUGGUCGCUUUUUCGAAGGGACAGCACCCGAGAUGAUAACAGCUCUGACGUAUCUUGGCAAGCUUCCUGACAGCACGCUGGUUCUCAACGGUCACGAAUACACCGGUGGAAAUGUCGCCUUUGCCAAGUCUGUUGAGCCUGAGAAUCCGGCUAUUGACCGGCUCGCCGGUCUCGUAAAGCAGAACAAGAUAACGACUGGGCUGACAACCAUAGGAGAUGAAAAACAAUGGAAUGUUUUUAUGCGUCUAGGGAGUCCUGCUGUUCAACAAGCAACAUCAGAGACUUCAGAGAGUGCAGUCAUGGCCAAACUUAGGGAAAUGAAAAACAAUUUUCGGGGGUGAGUCGGAUAGCAGAAGUGAAUACUUUACUGGGACCAUUAAGAUGUAGCCCAUCACGAUUGUAAGAUAAGGAUUCAGCAUUUUUGGAAUGAAGCAACCUGUAUUAUCCGAAUUGAGACAAG